Molecule: messenger RNA, 1089 nt
Organism: Hyla sarda
Lineage: Eukaryota; Metazoa; Chordata; Amphibia; Anura; Hylidae
Gene: MGMT
Product: O-6-methylguanine-DNA methyltransferase
Exons: 6
Coding region: 164-727 (187 amino acids)
Biological process (GO): DNA repair
Cellular component (GO): nucleus
Molecular function (GO): methylated-DNA-[protein]-cysteine S-methyltransferase activity
Source: RefSeq, a predicted model, not a curated record
GCACUAUUUUAUUUAUCAUUAUAAUCGGGCAAUAACCUGCCGCCGCGGUGCAUUGUGGGGCUUGUAGUCUCGCUCAGGGCAGAGCAGCGUGGCCGUGCUGUUGACGCUUCGUGGCAGAGCUUUUUCAUUGACUACAGACGCAGCUUCUAGACUUUUACAAAAAAUGGCCCUAACCAAAGAAAACUGCAGAUUGGAAGAGGUGCUGAUCAAGAUCCCUGUUGGGGAGAUUCAAAUUUCGGGAUGUGAACUGGGAAUACAUGAGAUCAAAUUUCUGAAUUGUGAUGCCACUGAAUCAGGGGCCGAGGAUGCCUCCGCGUCUUUCAAGGUAUGCGAGGGCCCUGAGGAAAUGAUCGCUCCGCUGAAACAGUGCGCCGACUGGCUGCGAGCCUACUUCUGUGAGCCCUGGCUGAUAGAGAAAUACCCUACCCCUGCUUUCCACCAUCCACUCUUUCAGAAAGACUCAUUCCAGAAAAACGUGCUGUUGGUUCUGCUGAAGAACGUGACGAUGGGAAAGACGAUCACCUACAAGGAACUCGCUGAGCUCAGCGGCAACGCCAAAGCUGCGAGAGCCGUGGGAGGAGCCAUGAGAAACAACCCGGUGCCACUUAUUGUACCGUGCCACCGGGUGAUCUGCAGCGACGGAAAACUUGGCAACUACAGCGGUGGCAAAAGAAACAAUGUGAAACUCUGGCUUCUGGCACACGAGAAGCAUGUGAACGAAAUGUGAAACGUGUUCUUUAGUGCCUUCACCCAGAGCUGUACGGCAGCCAAAGCAUAUAACCCCGGCACAACGCUCUGUAAGCUUUCACGCCGCGCAAGUAGGAAUUCAGGAAAAAAAAAAAUUGUAAAUAUUUGAGUGGCAUAUAAAUAUAAUACAGCAUCCGAUGCGAAAUGUGUGGUGGCACUACUAUAUUAAAAAGGCUGGAUGUGUCCUGGGGGACGCAGCUUGUGUGCUUUGUCUUGUUUUAACAUUUUACAGCAGAAUGAGUACAGCAGACCCGAGCCUGUUGGUCUUGUAUUCUGUUUUCAUCUCCACUUCUGUUUUGUUCUAUUUUUAAUGCCCAUUAAAGCAAGGGAAAUAAAAAAAAA